Messenger RNA from Entrophospora sp. SA101, 1305 nucleotides. The record is from the annotation of a GenBank genome assembly. Lineage: Eukaryota; Fungi; Glomeromycota; Glomeromycetes; Entrophosporales; Entrophosporaceae.
AUGGAUCCAUUUUUUCCAACUUCAACAAACAUAGACAGUUCAAAUCCUAUCAUUAGUUUAAGUGAUCUUGCUGCUUGGGAUUUUACUUCUCUUGAAGAUAAUCCCGAAGCUCAAAAAUUUUUAAUUGAUGCAAUCGUUUCCAACGAUCAAUAUAGAGAUGACGACGACCAAAAACGUAAAUUAGAAACUUUGGGAGAUAUUAUUCAACAACUACCAAGCAAAGCUAUUCAUAAUUUAAAUAUAGAUUCAGUACCACAUCCAGAACUUACUCUUGAUGAAAUGAUAGAACUUGGAACUCAAUCAUCUUUCGAAGAUUUACAGGCAGAACUUUUAAAUGAACCACUGAAAAAAAAAAAGGCCGGAAGAAAGCCAUUGACUACUACCCCUAAUUCUAAACGUAAAGCUCAAAAUCGAGCAGCUCAACGAGCGUUUCGUGAAAGAAAAGAACGUUACGUUCAAGAACUCGAAGAUAAGAUUAAAGAACUUGAAUCGGUGUCAGCAAAAAGCAAUCAUGAAAACGAGCAAUUAAAAUCACUUAGUACUUUAUUUACGUUCUCCACCCCUGCUAAUGAUGAUACAUCCACCUCCACUACUGGUAAUAAUAGUGGUGGGCUUACAAAUUCUGAGGAUCCAUUCACACCACCUUCUUCAAAUGAAAGCGACAAUGAAUCAAAUACUUCCAGUAAUAGAUCAGCUAAUGGCUCAAAAAAUUCACCAGCAAAAGUAUUUGUAGUCAAUAUGGGAUUAUCAGAAACACCAUCCGAAUUACCAAUUAAAGGAUCAAAGACAAUUACUGAUAUCACUAAUAACACCAAAGAAUUUUGUGCUAAAUUUACUGAUGGUAUUUGUUUGGAAGAUGGUCAGAGUUCAAUUGUUAAUGAUAACUCUAACAAAUCAACUUCAGCAUUCACCGAGUACCGUGACCCUACACCAUUCACACCAAAUAUCGACAACCUGUUUGCUGGUGCCACCCCUUUAGCACCAUUAUUUGAAGAACAUUUUAUAAAUCUUGGAAGUUUUGCACCGAUGUCAACUCCAUCUGAAGAACGUGUAAAUCCAUUUAUGGGAGAUAUUGUUCACAAUAACGGAUUCGCAACAUUUGAUGAUCUUCAAAAUAAAAGUUUUUUAUCAUGUAAUAAAGUUUGGGAAAAGAUUCAACAACAUCCCAUGUUUGAUGAAUUGGAAGAUGAAGAGAUUGAUCAAUUAUGUGCUGAAUUAAAAUCUAAAGCUAGAUGUUCAGGUCAUGGACCGGUUGUACCAGAAGAAGAAGUUGACGCAGCCUUAAUUAAAUUAGAAGAAAAAUAA